This is a messenger RNA of Patiria miniata (bat star), 3059 nucleotides long. Its product is annotated as monocarboxylate transporter 13-like. Gene Ontology annotation, molecular function: transmembrane transporter activity. Gene Ontology annotation, biological process: transmembrane transport. Bases 406 to 2043 code for a protein of 545 amino acids. The transcript has 7 exons. NCBI's taxonomy places the organism in Eukaryota, Metazoa, Echinodermata, Asteroidea, Valvatida, Asterinidae. The record is from RefSeq and is a predicted model, not a curated record.
UCACUUGCGUGCCCUCAAGAACCAAGCCCGAAUUUUUUUUUUUAGCUUUUUAAAGUCGGCCAUGUUGGCGUUCCUUGUUGUGAGAAACGGAGGGCUGGCGUACAGCUGUCUGAUUGAUGUGGACCGACUCCAUUCCAGCGAGUUUCUUCCCGUGUUGCCGAAUUCCCUUCGGCAAUUAAACCCGGUUGUUCCUUCGGAAUAGCCUCCAAAAGAAAGUCAACAUCUUCAAUCCAAGAAGGAGGAGUGUGGACUGUUUAGUGAGCAAUGACGCCGAGUGUAUUUGCAUAAUCUCCUGGCGGCCAAGGAAGUGCAACAAUUGAGAGUUUUCCAGCUUCAAUAAAGUUGGGACUUUUAAUAACCCUGACUUUUUUUUCUCGGCGGAGGUCAGUCAGCCUCAACGAAAUCAUGGUUUUCGAGGAAGAAUUGGUGAUGGAUUCCGAGGAGCGAGUGCCUCUCAGUUCCCGGAGCCUCUACACCCCGAGUCCCCCCUCCACCCCUGGCCCCUCCCACGUCACCAUAGACCCGGCUCGCUUCCACCUUCCCGGCAUGCCCGACCACAAUAACAGCGCCCUCGCCAACGGCGGAGAGAAACUCCCCUUCAACAAGGCCGGCACUCACCGGAAGAUUCCAUUCUACAACAAGGGGUGGGGACGGAGGGGCAACCGCAGGGCUUGGAUGAUAUGCCUGGCUGGGUUUAUCCUAGACAUCCCUUUUAUGGGAAUGGUCAUGAGCUUCGGUGAGCUACUCUUGCCGUUGCUGGAUACGUUCGGUGGCAGCACCGCAGCCAUAAGCUGGGUUGGUUCCAUUGCCUUUGGAAUGGCGUACGUUGGCAACCCCAUCUCCACGCCUCUCUACAACCGCUUCGGUUGCAGGCGUGUCUCUAUGGUGGGCGUGUUUUUGGGCGCCACCGCCCUCUUUCUCUGCUCCUUCGUCACCGAGUUCUGGUGGAUGUUCGCCACCUACAGUCUCAUGUUCGGCUGCGCCACCAACCUAUGCUACAACCCGCCUUUGAUACUCACGGGUGCCUGGUUCCCCGUCAAGAACCACGUGCUGGCAACGUGUGCUCUGGUCGCUGGUAUCCCAUUUGGCUCCCUAGUCAUGAAUCCAGUCUGCCAGAGCCUCGUGGAGACUGUAGGACUUCGGAACACUUACCGAACGUUGGCGGCGCUUGCACUCGUCAUAGGUAUCCCAUGCUGCCUCGUCUUCAAACAGCCGCCUUUGGAAGACGAAGACGACACGCGGUCGCUGGAGGGCAGCAUUGAGAGCACCGAAGUCGAUGGGGAGUGGCUGACAGAAAUGAUCAAGCAGGAAAAAGAGCCGCCCAUACGGAAGCUCUUUGGUGUUCGUGUCUCACUCUGGCUGGAUCCAGUCUACAUUCUUUACAUGGUCGGGCAGCUUUUUAAAGGAAUAGGAUAUGUUUUCCCCUUCAUUCAUUUGAUUCGCUUUAUGGACACCAUCGGAAUCGAGCCCUCCUCCGGCGCAAUCAUCAUGACAAUCAAGGGCGCGGCCGAUAUGGUGGGCCGAUUCUCGGCAGGUGUGCUCGGCGAGAAGUUACCCUUCCCCCUCAUCCAUAUGUACGUUAUAUGUCCCUGCAUCAUGGCCAUCGCUACUUACCUUUGCACCUUUGCGAAAAGUUUCGUCGCCAUGUUUUUCUACGCCCUGGCUAUAGGUUUCUUCAAUGGAGUCUUCAAUGCGCUCAUCUUUUCAACCACCACCUCCCUCUUCGAUCGAGACUCGGCCAAGGAGGCCUGGUCCUUCUGCCAAGUCCCCCCAGGAAUUGCCAUCAUCAUCGGCCCUGGGAUCGCAGGGAUGGUCUACGACCUCAGUAAAUCCUACAUCGUGGAUUUCUACGUCAACACGGCCGUCUUCGAGGUUGCCAUGAUCACUUUCCUCCUCGUUCCCGCCAUCCAACUAUGCAGAAGGUUACGAUCGCCGACAGUCGUGGAAGGAGGCGGCAAUGACGGGUCAACCAACGUCAUGGAGAUGUCUCAAUUUGAGAGGCAACGGAAAAUUAUGGCAAACGGUUAUCAAUCCAUGAAAUAACGUGCAACGAAAAUUGAAAAUCACAAUAUUCUGUCUUACAGAUCAUGAUACACGGUUGGGGGCGCUCUAACAACAACACUUGGUGGGAUACACAUUUUUUCUUCUGCACACAAGCAAAGUCAUUUGCCUUAAUACGCAUGCGUUGAACAAAUCAGAUGAGUGAAUUUCUCUCUUAAAUUGUGUUUAUUAGAGUCCUGUACUGAUCGAUGAAUUAAACGCCAUCUUUUAUUCCCGAUUCAUGGCUUUGGAUAAGUGAAGCCCGUGAACACGUUAUAUACUGACGCAUGCGCAUUAUGGUUGCAGAAAAAGACAAUCGUUGGCAGGACCAGACUUCAGCGUGACGUCAAAUUAUAUACAUGUAUUGUGCCCUGUACCUAAAUGGAAAACUUAAGUUUUUUUCAUAUUAUACUUAAAAUUGAUACCUAAAAAAAUGAAAAACUUAGGGGUUAGUGAGUGCUGCGAGACACUACCGUAUUUACUUUCAAUUAAUGGACAAACUAAACAUAUAUUGAUAUGUAAAACGAAAAGCAUGCACUCAGCUAAUGACAGAAGUAGGAUAGAUCCUGGUUUGUGAGUGGAACAUUUAGCCUGUAAUUGUAUUUAUAGCGGAGAUUUAGGCCUUGUUUGUGAUAAAUUAUGUGAGUCAAUAAUAUUUAUUAAAGUAUACAUAGCCAUUUAUAAGUGCACAAAUAAAUGACUGGUGUAUAGUUGUAUUAUGCAAAGCCAAAUGUCUAUAAGAAUUGUAGAGAAAUAAUGAAUCAUUUUAUCAGGUCAGAUGCAACCAAUUGCAAUGGCAUUUUUUCUGUUUUCCAUCUGAUUAAAAAUGCAAUUUUAUGCAAAUUGGACUACGCGUGUAUGAUGUAGGCUAUAUUGAAUUCUCGGUCAUAUAUAUUUCACAUUAUUUGAAUAAGUUAAAUAAAUGAAUAAAUAAAUGUUACCAUAGUUGCUACAAACUGUAGUUGGUUCCAGCUCGAAGAAAUAGAAUAAACCGAAUAAACACAGACCUAUACCGAUUA